AUGACGGAAAAAUGCGACGAGAAAGAAACGACCAGCAUGGCAUUACCUAAGUACAAUCCAAACGCUAUGAAACCGGAAGACAUUUAUGACCUAAGUGACGUGGUUUCUGACGACUACCUUCUUUGCUUGCUUGACGAGGCAAACGAAGCCCUGAAAAACCUGCUGCAGAAGCAGAGCGUGCCGGAUCUUUUCCCAUACAUCACCAAUUUCAUGAAAAAAUUCGUCGAGAAAACUGAGGACCAUUCACGGAAACGAUGUAUGUUAGUGUACCUGAAUUACCUGAUCCGUUUUUCGUCAUUCAUCGUCAACCGAAAGCGUGUGGAAGUGAGCCAGUUCGAAGGGUCACACAUUCCAGAAGAACUACGCUACAAAUUAAUCGAGAGAUACACGGUUGCAGCCAAAGGUCGACGGCUCAUUUCCAGUAUGUUACGCGACUCGCUCAUUUCGCAUAUCGUUCUGUUCAUGUUGUUCUUCUCCGACUUCAAAAUCAGCAUGAACGAAUUUGUAAAGGAUGCUCAAAUAGGCGAAAAGAGACUGAAGACCAUAGCUCGUCUGUUAGGUUGUAAGGUGACUACUGAGAAGGGUCACGGAAUUUCCAGCUUAACCUUAAAACAGCCACCCUCUACCAAGCACGUAUUUACUGCGAGAGGAAGAAAAUCGUUUAGGUAGUG
Molecule: messenger RNA, 671 nt
Organism: Soboliphyme baturini
Lineage: Eukaryota; Metazoa; Nematoda; Enoplea; Dioctophymatida; Soboliphymatidae
Source: the annotation of a GenBank genome assembly